CCCCAGAGGCUGAAGCUCUGCCUCACCUCCUCUGUGCUAGGGCUGCAGUCAUAACUGUAAUACAAUGUACAUAACAAUCAUGGCGGACAAUGAAACCCUGGAGUGUAUAACGGAGCACGAGAGGAUACUGCAGGAAAUCGAGAGCACCGACACGGCUUGUGUCGGUCCGACUCUCCGGUCUAUUUACGAUGACCAGCCCAAUGCCCACAAACGGUUUAUGGAAAAGCUGGAUGCCAGGAUAAGGAACCAUGACCGUGAGAUUGAAAAGAUGUGUAAUUUCCACCACCAAGGCUUUGUGGAUGCCAUCACCGAGCUUCUUAAAGUUCGUGCUGAUGCAGAGAAACUUAUGGGUCAAGUUACGGACACCAAUAGAAGACUACAGGAAGCAGGAAGAGAUGUAAAAGCUCAGACAGAGGAAGUGAUUCGCUGUCGGAUCCAGCAGAGGAACAUGGCCAUCACAGUGGAGAAGCUCCAGCUCUGUAUACCCGUGCUUGAAAUGUACAGCAAGUUAAAAGAGCAACUGGAUUCCAAAAGAUAUUAUGCUGCAUUGAAAACCAUGGAGCAGCUAGAGAAGGUCUACAUCCCAAGGGUCAGUCAAUACAGGUUCUGUCAGAUCAUGGCAGAAAAUCUGCCCAGACUGCGGGAGGAAAUCAAAGAUAUCUCUAUGUCAGACCUCAAGGACUUCCUGGAAAGCAUUCGAAAACAUUCAGACAAGGUUGGAGAGACUGCGAUGAGACAGGCACAGCAGCACAGGACCUUUAACAGUGCUGUAGCAAAGCAGGUCCACAUAGGCCACUACAGCAAGCCUGUAUAUUCCCUGAGCGGACGCACACACAUGCACAUUACCAACGGCCUACUGACGGAUGAUGACACUGGAGACGAGGAGGAAGGAGAUGAAGAAAUUCUUACAGCUCAGGACCUGGUGGAUUUCUCACCUGUCUACAGGUGUCUUCAUAUUUACACUGUGCUGGGUGACAGAGAAACAUUUGAGAACUACUACAGGAAACAGAGGAAGAAACAAGCCCGCCUGGUGUUGGCACCACAGGCUAACAUGCAUGAAACUGUGGAAGGCUACAGAAGAUACUUUAAUCAGAUUGUGGGGUUUUUUGUGGUGGAAGACCAUAUCCUCCAUGCGACGAGGGGGCUGGUGACCAGAGCUUUCACCGAUGAACUGUGGAACAUGGCCUUGUCCAAGAUCAUUGCUGUGCUCCGCACGAACUCUUCAUAUUGUGAUGACCCAGACCUUGUUUUGGAGCUGAAGAAUCUUAUAGUCAUAUGUGCUGACACACUUCAGGGUUAUGGUUUCCCUGUGAAUCGACUCUUUGAUCUGCUUUUUGAGGUCCGAGACCAAUACAAUGAAACACUGCUGAAGAAAUGGGCUGUGGUUUUCAGAGAGAUUUUUGAAUCAGACAACUACAGUCCUAUCCCAGUGGAAACAGAGGAAGAGUAUAAACUGGUGAUCAGUCGCUUUCCCUUCCAUGAUCCUGAGAUUGAAAAGCAGCAGGACUUUCCUAAGAAGCUGCCAAUGUCCCAAUCUGUCCCUCAGAUCUACACACAGGUCAAAGAGUUCAUUUAUGCAAGCCUCAAGUUCUCAGAGUCACUACACCGCAGUUCAACAGAGAUCGAUGACAUGUUGCGAAAAUCAACAAACUUACUGUUGACCAGAACCUUGAGCAGCUGUUUGCAAAACCUCAUUAAGAAACCGCAUAUAGGACUGACUGAGCUUGUGCAGAUCAUUAUUAACACCACUCACCUGGAGCAGGCUUGUAAAUACCUGGAGGAGUUUAUAACGAACAUCACCAAUAUUUCGCCUGAAACUGUUCACACCACAAGACUGUAUGGUCUGUCUACAUUCAAGGAUGCUCGUCAUGCUGCAGAGGGAGAGAUUUACACCAAGCUAAACCAGAAGAUUGAUGAGUUUAUUCAGCUGGCAGACUAUGAAUGGAGUAUGGCAGAGUCGGAUGGCAGAGCCUCAGGAUACCUCAUGGACCUGAUCAACUUCCUUCGUUCUACUUUUCAGGUCUUCACACAUCUUCCGAAUAACAACAAUGACCAUGGAUCAAUGUCGGGAAAAGUGGCCCAGACAGCAUGUAUGUCUGCGUGUAAGCAUCUGUCCACGUCACUUAUGCAGAUGCUCCUCGACACAGAACUCAAGCAAAUCAGUAUGGGAGCCAUACAGCAAUUCAACUUGGAUGUCAUACAGUGUGAAUUGUUUGCCAGUUCAGAGCCAGUACCUGGCUUUCAAGGUGACACGCUCCAACUGGCCUUCAUCGACUUACGACAGCUCCUAGAUCUUUUCAUGGUGUGGGAUUGGUCGACUUACCUGGCUGACUAUGGUCAGCCAAACUCUAAGUACUUGAGAGUGAACCCAGCCACUGCACUGGCUCUGCUUGAAAAAGUCUACAGGGGAAUGAAAGACACCAACAAGAAGAACAACAUCUUCUCUCAGUUCAGGAAGAACGACAGAGACAAGCAGAAGUUGAUAGAGACUGUGGUCAAACAGCUGAGAAGUCUUGUCAAUGGCAUGUCCACCUAGAAAACACAUAAACAUGUGAUCUGUAUGUGCAAUAGCCAGAUAAUAUAAGUGAAACAUGCAUGCAUUCACAUGCACACAUUGGCCCAGUGAAAAACGCCCUAAAGAACAUUUUGACUGAUAGAGAUUGGUUCUAAUACACCACAGAACCUAUGCAGAGGAUCACAUUCAACAUUCAAACAGCUCAGAGUUUACAUCCAUUUACUAGUCGCAUGGUCAUGACUGUCAGCUGAAAGCACAGCAUUACACUGUCUGUAAAAAGCAUGCAGGGAACUCCCUGCCAGGAAACAGGAAACCAUGUCCUGUCUCUGUUGUACUUGUCAGUGGAAUUCUGCUGGGUUAUGCACACACUCCAAACUAGUUACUGGACACUUUACAGGAUUGGAGAGAAACUAUUUGUCAGUGGGUCUUUUGAGACAAACUUUUCUACAUUUUUUGAAAAGGAAUGAUUGUAGUUGUGAUCUGAGACUGGUCAGUACAGGAAGUAACAACGUGUUGGGCCAACCUACUGAAAGGUCCAAAACUCCUGUACCAAAUCUGAAUAGGACAAGCUUUUAGAAACACCCAUCAAGAUCAUAAUGUUUAUUUUCAUUUGGUAGAUAUUUUCCUGAAUUUCAUUCUGAAGAGUAACAGACAUUGUUCAUCUGGAACGAUGAAGUCAUUUACAAUCCACUGAUUCAAUAUUUCACUGAUCCACAGAUUCAUAAAUGUAGUAACCAUGUGAAGGCAACAUUUCAGACUAGGUCUCAGUUAUAACUAAUCCUGUUAAGAUCUCUGGAUCUAUCUAUCAUUCAGUUAAUGUGAGCUUCUUUUUAAAAACUCAAAUAGCAAAUUAUGCAUUUACUCACACACAGAAAAUUAGGUUGUGUGUGCAUCUGUGUUUGUUUAUACAUGUAACAGAUGUAAAGUGAAUAAUUUAUUGAUUUUUUUAA
Molecule: messenger RNA, 3465 nt
Organism: Fundulus heteroclitus (mummichog)
Lineage: Eukaryota; Metazoa; Chordata; Actinopteri; Cyprinodontiformes; Fundulidae
Gene: exoc6
Product: exocyst complex component 6
Exons: 25
Coding region: 65-2536 (823 amino acids)
Biological process (GO): exocytosis; Golgi to plasma membrane transport; intracellular protein transport
Cellular component (GO): membrane; exocyst
Source: RefSeq, a predicted model, not a curated record